Messenger RNA from Megalopta genalis, 1367 nucleotides. It is a transcript of the gene Rpi, whose product is annotated as Ribose-5-phosphate isomerase. The record is from RefSeq and is a predicted model, not a curated record. Gene Ontology annotation, molecular function: ribose-5-phosphate isomerase activity. Gene Ontology annotation, cellular component: cytoplasm. Gene Ontology annotation, biological process: pentose-phosphate shunt, non-oxidative branch; D-ribose metabolic process. NCBI's taxonomy places the organism in Eukaryota, Metazoa, Arthropoda, Insecta, Hymenoptera, Halictidae.
UUGACGCAGUUCUCGCUGGUCACUGCUCGUCACUUCGUCAGCAAAGAAUGAUUUUGUAAAUACAUUGUACAUAGGUACACAGAAAGGUUCAUUCAAUCAUUGGUGUAAUGUGUACGCAUGGUGUUCAGUAGUAUUGCAUUCAAACCGUUCGGUUCUUUAUCAAAAGCUUGUACCUCUAUUUCAAGACAUUUUUUUAAGAUGGGACCUCUAGAAAAUGCUAAGAAAAUUGCGGCUUACAAAGCAGUUGACGAAUACGUGAAGGAUAACAGCGUCAUCGGAAUUGGUAGCGGUUCUACCGUGAUACACGCUGUUCAUAGACUCGCUGAACGUGUUAAAGAAGAAAAUAUUCAUGUCAUCUGUGUUCCAACCUCAUUUCAAGCCCGUCAAUUAAUAUUGAAUAAUUGCCUUACACUAGGUGAUUUAGAAACCUAUCCUAAAUUGGAUUGUGCAAUCGAUGGAGCAGAUGAAGUUGACUGCGAUAUGAAUCUCAUUAAAGGUGGAGGAGGAUGCUUGCUCCAAGAAAAGAUUAUUGCAUCCUGCGCGAAUCAACUUAUUAUAGUAGCUGAUUAUACGAAAAAUUCUCAAAAACUUGGGGAACAAUAUAAGAAAGGCAUUCCCAUUGAAGUAAUUCCUAUGGCAUACAUUGCCAUUCAAAAAAGAAUAGAAGAUAAUUAUGGAGGAAAUGUAAAAAUGAGAAUGGCCUUAGCAAAAGCUGGUCCUGUCAUAACAGACAAUGGUAAUUUCAUUUUGGAUUGGCACUUUCCAAAAAAUCUGAGGAACUGGGAUGAAAUCAAUACAGGAAUUUCGAUGAUACCCGGAGUUGUUGAAACAGGUCUAUUUAUAAACAUGGCAAAAAAAAUAUUUUUUGGUAUGCCUGAUGGCAGUGUUAAGGAACAGUCUUAACGCGUUUUAAUAACGCUAUCAUGAAUGUUCAGAAUUUUAAUGAUAUGUAAUGGUUGAUCGAAAGAUUACUGAACUCCUUUGUGACGUGAUAACUUCAUUCUCAUGUUUAUUAAAUCAUUCAUUAUUCAUUUUUAUUGUUCACUUCUAUUUUAUAUGUCACAAUUUUGUGUCAUUUCUUUUUACAAACGGAUUUGUGAGGAGAUGUUAUACAGACUGAAUGUACUCUGUAGUUGUGUUUUAUCUAUUUAUUUAAUUGCAUUGAUUCGAAAAAAAGAAAAUACGGGACACUUGAUGUACUUAACGCAUUUACUUAAUAUCGAGCGUUUCGUUUCAACCAAAUAUUAUUGUAGGUAUGCUGUAAAAGGUGCUCAAAUCAAUAUACACUCGAUUUAUAUAGAAAUAAAAUAAGUAUACAAUGAAAAAUGAAACUGAAUAGACAUUAAAGAUCUAAUUUUUAUAUGACA